AUGAGAUCACAAGAUGGAGAGGUCGAAGGGCGCCCGCCUUACCUUCACUGCAUGCUUGCAGGAGGACUGGGCGGAUCAGCUGGCGAUAUGCUCAUGCAUUCGCUCGACACAGUUAAGACGCGGCAGCAGGGCGAUCCUCACAUCCCGCCACGGUACACGUCGCUAGGGUCGUCCUAUCUCAAGAUCUUCCGACAGGAGGGGAUCAGGCGCGGCCUCUACGGCGGCUGGGUCCCAGCGCUGGCCGGCUCGUUCCCGGCGACGUGCUUCUUCUUUGGCGGUUACGAAUGGAGCAAACGGCAGAUGCUCGACCACGGGGUCCAACCGCAUCUGGCCUACUUGAUAGCCGGCUUCAUCGGCGAUUUGGCCGCGUCCAUCGUAUACGUGCCAUCCGAAGUGGUCAAAACCCGCCUGCAGUUGCAAGGUCGAUACAAUAACCCGUAUUUUACGUCGGGGUACAACUACAAGGGGACGACUGAUGCUGUGCGAACCAUCAUUCGCACCGAGGGGUUAUCCGCUUUAUUCUACGGCUACGGCGCUACCUUGUGGCGCGACCUGCCAUUUUCAGCCCUCCAGUUCAUGUUUUAUGAGCAGGGACAGAAGUGGGCGCACCAAUGGAAGGGGAGCCGCGACAUUGGGUGGCACAUGGAGCUUCUGACAGGAGCGGCUGCCGGUGGUUUGGCCGGCACAAUCACAUGCCCGCUCGAUGUUGUCAAGACGAGACUCCAAACCCAGGUCCAUCCGGGGGCCGGAGGGCUCGGCCCACCACCAGCCGAACCGUCAAAUAUCGGGGCGGUCAAGGACGGGCAUGCCACGACGACCGCCGAGGCGAGCCAAAAACUGCAAAAGCGGCUAAUCUCCACGUCUUCUCCGUCCACGCACACGCCCAAGCCCGGGGCCGUCACGCUACAAACAUCGUCUGUCAUAACCGGACUCCGGCUGAUCUAUAAGAGCGAAGGCAUUGCGGGCUGGUUCAGGGGCGUCGGGCCUCGGGCCUCGUGGACCAGCAUUCAGAGCGGGUGCAUGCUGUUCCUCUACCAGUCCAUCUUGCGCCAGCUGGAGAUGUACAUGCCGACCGAGCGGCGUGAGCUGGUCUAG
Thermothelomyces thermophilus ATCC 42464 is the source of this 1095-nucleotide messenger RNA. RefSeq lists its product as uncharacterized. The coding region runs from base 1 to 1095 and encodes 364 amino acids. The transcript is spliced from 3 exons. The record is from RefSeq and is a predicted model, not a curated record. Gene Ontology annotation, biological process: magnesium ion export from mitochondrion. Gene Ontology annotation, molecular function: magnesium ion transmembrane transporter activity. Lineage: Eukaryota; Fungi; Ascomycota; Sordariomycetes; Sordariales; Chaetomiaceae.